Molecule: messenger RNA, 1634 nt
Organism: Capsicum annuum
Lineage: Eukaryota; Viridiplantae; Streptophyta; Magnoliopsida; Solanales; Solanaceae
Product: protein BRANCHLESS TRICHOME
Exons: 1
Coding region: 344-1336 (330 amino acids)
Source: RefSeq, a predicted model, not a curated record
AAUAUAUUGAUGUAGAUGGAGGAGGGGGAGGGAGACUAAGUGUGAAAGUUGGCCACCUCUAUUAAAUAGUAGAGGUACAUGUGAGGUUGAACAUCUUUUUCCUCUUUUUGCAAUUUCAGUAGCUGGAAGGACAUGAAGAUAGAACACCAUGGCCCUACUGCUAUUUCUUUUCUUUCUUAAAAGCUUGUACUAGUAAUAAAGCAAAAGCAAGAAAGUUAGCCCAAAGGAUUAGAAAAAGCAAGCUGUGCACAGCAGCAAAGGUGUUAUUAGAAAAGCAAGAAGCUCCCCGGGACCUCCUUCUAAAGGGCUUAAAAAAACAUUCCCAAUUGGAACCAAGAGGUUGAUGAUGAUGAUGAUCAGUAGCCAAGAAAAUACCAGCAAUAAGUCUACUGGCAUCUCAGAUGAUCACAUUAUCCCUACUUCUAUAUGUCCAACCUGGAAACUCUACGAGAACCCCUUCUAUAAUUCGCAAAAUCAACAACACAACCCCCCCACUCUUCAAGAAGAAACCAGCCACGCUGCUCUCCGAAUUCACCACAACAAUAAGCAAAUUCAUCGCCUCAAUCUCCCGAUAUCUGCUAGAAAAAUUGCAGCAUCCUUUUGGGAUCUCACCUUUAUAAGGCCCUUUAUGGACUCUGAGCUCGAAAUGGCUCGAGCCCAAGUUGCUGAAUUGAAGGCCAAGGUAGAACACGAGCGCAAGGCGCGUAAGAAGUUGGAGUCGAUGAACAAGAAGAUUGCAAGAGAGCUCUCUGAAGAGAAAAAAGGGAGAGAGGCGUUGGAGCGAGUCUGCGAAGAGCUUGCCAAUCACGUAUCAUCGGACAAAGCGGAGAUCAAUCGGUUGAGGAAAGAAAUGGAAGAGGAGAGGAAAAUGCUGCGGGUGGCUGAGGUUAUGAGGGAAGAAAGAGUUCAAAUGAAGCUCACAGAGGCUAAAUAUUUAUUGGAAGACAAGUUGUUGGAAUUGGAAGCAACCAAGAAAAUGUUACAAACUGAGCAACCCAAGAUUCAAGAAAACAUCAGCCAUACCAUUUCAUCAGGUGCAUGUGAUCAGGAAACGGAGACGCGGUGUGAAACUGCUGAUCACAAGUCCAUUAGUGAGGGGAAAACUGCUUCUUUUCAAUACCAAGUGACGAUUCAUAGAAGAAACCAUUCGUCAGAGCCUGAAAAUCCACACAUCAAACGAGGGAUCAAAGGAUUCGUCGAAUUCCCAAAGGUUGUUAGAGCCAUUAGUUCCAAAAGCAGACAUUGGGGUACAAAGUUGGAGUGCCAAAAGGCUCAGCUUAGGAUACUACUGAAACAAAAGUGUCCCAUCCGAUCCAACGGGCUUCUAACAACCUGAUAACCAUAAAGUUUGCAACUUUGGAGUGUUAUUCUGCAUGGUUCAUCCAAAGAUAUUACUGAAACAGAAUACUCCUAUCCAAUCUAAUGGUCUUUUAAGCUAAUACCACAAAAUUUAUAACUUUGGAGUGCCAUUUUUUUCUUUAUCUAAGCCUUGAUUGAAUUUAUGCUAGGCCUGAAGAAUCUAUUUUGUUUUCGUGAUACUGUGAGUUUUCGUGAAUUGUGAUAUUAUAAAUGUAUAAUUCUCUGGAUUAUGAUCUUGCUCACUUGAAAGUUGUAUGAUUAUAUGGUUUCACAGA